GGUGACCCCCGCCGGCGCCGACGGUACUUUGACCCCCAACGCUUUGACCCCCAACGCCGAGAGUACUUCUUCGACCGCCACCGCGGAGCCUUCGGCGCCGUCCUCUACUACUACCAAUCCGGUGGAAGACUCCGCCGGCCACCCGACGUCCCCUUAGAUGUCUUCUUGGAAGAGUUACGCUUCUACCAGUUGGGCGCCGAAGCGGAGGGAAGACUCCGCGAGGCCGAAGGCUUCGGGGUGGAGGUGGCCCAACCCUUGCCCGGUGGGCGGUUGCGACGGCGGGCGUGGUUGUUGUGUGAGCACCCCGAGAGCUCGCCGGCCGCCCGCGCCGUGGCCUUGCUCUCCGUCCUCGUCAUCCUCGUCUCCAUCGUGGUCUUCUGCUUGGAGACCCUGCCCCAGUUUCGGGCCGGAGGGGAAGGGUCCGCUCAGGUGAGUCGCGGGCAACGGUGGGGGUCUUCGUCCUCACCAUCCUCGUCCUCAGCAUCCUCGGUAUCCUCAGCCCCACCCUCCUCAUCCUCACCCGAUCCUUUCUUCGUGGUGUGGAAACCAUGCAUCUGUUGGUUCUCCUUGGAGCUCCUGCUCCUGGUCCGUCUUUUAGCCAGCCCGAGCAAAACCGCCUUCUUCCGGAACGCCAUGAACCUCAUCGAUUUGAUCGCCAUCGCCCCCUAUUUCGUCGCUUUGGGGACCGAGUUGGCGCAGCAACGCGGCGUCGGUCAACCCGCCAUGUCCUUGGCCAUCCUCCGCGUCAUCCGCUUGGUGCGGGUCUUCCGGGUCUUCAAAUUAUCCCGGCAUUCGACGGGUUUACAGAUUUUAGGACAAACCCUUCGCGCCAGCAUGAGGGAAUUGGGGUUGCUCAUCUUCUUCCUCCUCAUCGGCGUCGUCCUCUUCUCCAGCGCCGUCUACUUCGCCGAGGCCGAAGACGCCGCCACCUCUUUCACCUCCAUCCCUCAAGCUUUUUGGUGGGCCGUGGUCACCAUGACCACGGUGGGUUACGGUGACAUGGCCCCCGUCACCGUCGGGGGGAAGCUGGUGGGGUCCCUCUGCGCCAUCGCCGGCGUCCUCACCAUCUCCCUGCCCGUCCCCGUCAUCGUCUCCAACUUCAGCUAUUUCUAUCGGCGGGAAUUGAGGGGGGAG
Messenger RNA from Aptenodytes forsteri (emperor penguin), 1134 nucleotides. Its product is annotated as potassium voltage-gated channel subfamily A member 7. The record is from RefSeq and is a predicted model, not a curated record. The annotation marks the transcript as partial. Gene Ontology annotation, molecular function: delayed rectifier potassium channel activity. The transcript has 3 exons. Gene Ontology annotation, biological process: potassium ion transmembrane transport; protein homooligomerization. Gene Ontology annotation, cellular component: voltage-gated potassium channel complex; membrane. Lineage: Eukaryota; Metazoa; Chordata; Aves; Sphenisciformes; Spheniscidae.